UACUUUUACAGCUUACGUGUUUUUAAACCAGGGAGCAGCACUAACUAAUGUUGCUUAUGUCGUUAUGUCAAAUAAGUAAUAACAUGCCGGUUUAAAGUUAACCUAAACAUCUAAAAUGUUAUUUUAUUCGUUUUUCAAGUCGUUAGUUGGGAAAGAUGUUGUAGUUGAAUUGAAAAAUGAUUUAAGUAUUUGUGGGACUUUACAUUCCGUUGAUCAAUAUUUAAACAUCAAGUUGACGGACAUCAGUGUUACAGAUCCUGAUAAAUAUCCUCAUAUGUUGUCUGUGAAGAAUUCUUUUAUUCGUGGAUCGGUUGUCCGAUACGUUCAGUUGCCUGGUGAUGAGGUUGAUACUCAGCUAUUACAGGAUGCCGCUAGGAAAGAAGCUACGGUGGCAACUAGAUAAAUUACCUUUGGAAUUAAGUGCUUAUUGGAAUUAUAUGCUGAAUUAAAGUUUUUAUUGUAAUCUAUUUGUACCGAAUGAA
Molecule: messenger RNA, 482 nt
Organism: Chrysoperla carnea
Lineage: Eukaryota; Metazoa; Arthropoda; Insecta; Neuroptera; Chrysopidae
Product: U6 snRNA-associated Sm-like protein LSm2
Exons: 4
Coding region: 116-403 (95 amino acids)
Biological process (GO): mRNA splicing, via spliceosome
Cellular component (GO): U6 snRNP; P-body; Lsm1-7-Pat1 complex
Molecular function (GO): RNA binding
Source: RefSeq, a predicted model, not a curated record